AUGGAGAUAAUAAACGAAUUAAAACAUGCAAAGAAUAGAUUGGAUAAGGCAGCGGAGGAGUUGAAGGCGUUUGAAGAAGGGGAAGACGGGAAAUGGCUGAAAGAGUUGAGGAGAAAGUCGAGAAGACACGAUCUUAGUGAAAAUGAGGAGCGGGAGAAGGCUAGGAUGGAGAAAAAGGAAGAGAGGUUGGAAAAUAGUAAGGUGAAGUGGGAAGAGCAAGAGCAGAAGUUGCAAGAUGCAUUGAUCGAAUUUGAUAAAGAAAAAGGUAAUGAACAAAUUGCUCCCAAACUGACUGCUGAGAAUGUCAAGAGUAUUUUGAACUCUUACAUUCAGCCUCCAGAUGAUCCUCUUCGCCAAUCUCUUGCAAACUUCCUUAAUAUCCCUGAUGAUGUAUCCGACAUUUCAUCUCACUUAAUGUUUGUGGACCGCUAUGAAGAGAUUAAGAAUUUGAUGCGAAACAUGAAAAAUUUGCAUAACCUAAUCAAUAACCUCGAUAAUAUCCCUGAACCCAAAAAACACGUAAUGUUUACCACUGCUGUUGGAACAGCUGGAAAGGGAAAAACAACAUUUGCUCGGCGGGCGUAUUACGAAAAGGACAUUUACUUGAAUGUGAUUGGAGAGGGUCUUUCUAAUGUGGUGCAAGAAUGCCUUUACGCUGGUCGGAAUUUCCGAAUCGAUUGUAGUAGUUUUGAAGGUGAAGAACUUAAAAUUGAUAUGGAAUCUGAAAAGCCUUUCGGGAAAAGGCUAUUAUAUGAAGCUCUUAAAUAUCAUCUCCGAGGAAAGACAAUUGAUGAAUUCUUCAAGAUUCUAGGAGAAUUUUCUAUUGAUCUUGUUGACAUUCUUAAAUUAAUUCUGGAAUAUCAUCCAUGCAAACAAGAUUGGAACCCUCUUUUCAUUAUCAAUAUUGAUGAAACUAACGUAUUAUUUGAACAUGGAAAAGCUUCCUGGCUUAAAAGACUUCUUUAUUCUAUCUCGAACGCUAUCUGUAAGGGAUAUUUCAUUUUCGUCAUCUUGACUGGGACCCAUGCGAGCAACCUAUUUGAACUGGUAAAGUCAUCUGGUGCCAAAAUCUAUGACAUAGCCUUGCCAUUGCUCAAGCCUGAGCAUGCUCAGGAGGUUAUACUUGAACUAGCUAAUCGGGGGCUGCGGGAAGAUUCAAAGGAAAGGGUUACGAAGCUCUCUCCAUAUCUUGAAGUUCACAUCAGACUUCUUGGUGUUGUUGGCCGCUUUCUCGAGUCUAUGAUGUUUGAGAUGGCUAUUCUUGGUUGGGCUGCUCAGAAUGAUCAAGACGUGUUCGGCGAAAAAUUUCACUACGAAGGAUUCCGUUACUUCUUGAGAAAUAUGCAAUACCAAUCGGAACAUUGCCGGACACUUCUUUUGCAAACACAAAAACAUAUUGACAAGAAAUACCACCGUUACUUCAAGCAAUUCGAGGAAGAUGAAAAUCGCGACCUUGUUCCUGAGCUGGUGGCAUAUACUUUGUUUGAAUGGCCUGUGGACCGUACAACCACACUGGGAAAGAGGAAACGAUCAGUUGAGGAAUUGGAGAAGAAGGACAUGCUGUUCUUAGAUGGAGACAGCAAAAUAAAACUGCCAUUUAUCACACUCGCUCAUCUCUAUGGUCUUCUGAACCCUAAUCACAUUGCAAAAGUCCGGCUCCUCGAUUCCUUGGAUAGCGCACUCUCAUGGGGACAAGCAGAGUAUCUGACUCUCUCUGUGAUCGUGUUUAAACUUUGGGCGAUCCACAGAAGAUUAGUUACUGAAGGAGAAAUUAAGGAAAAUGACGAAGGCUACUGUCAGCUUUCUGAACUUGUACCGCUACGGGAGAACCAGUCAGACAUCCGUAUCAGGUUUCCACCUUGGUUUGUAAUUCGUAAGACUGAGCACCGAGUCAAUAAGGAAAGUUGGCAAAGUUUUUAUCUAAACGCUCGUUCGCAGUCAACAAAUGAGGUGUUAUAUUGCAUGGCUUUUCUCAAUUGCAAUGGGGCGCAAUUCCCAGACACAUUUCUGACCACCAAGCCACCGAUUUUUGUUCAAGAAAAGUCAAGCCAAACCAGCAACAAGAAUGCUGUUGAAGGAAAAUCAGCAUUAAUGUUCCCAUCAUACCUUUUGAAAACUGAGCGCGAUAAGUGUCCUGACGAGAGAGAAUAUAUUUUCAUCAUUUCUACAGAUUACAAGGAGCGUGGUGAUGUUGGCCUGGGCCCUAAGAAUAACGAGGUUUUGAUAACUCGCGAGAAUAGAAAAGCGAUGUUUGGGGAGCUGCUGACACUUAGAAAACUGUAUUGUCUGGAAAGCUUGUGA
This is a messenger RNA of Funneliformis caledonium, 2301 nucleotides long. The record is from the annotation of a GenBank genome assembly. NCBI's taxonomy places the organism in Eukaryota, Fungi, Glomeromycota, Glomeromycetes, Glomerales, Glomeraceae.